Molecule: messenger RNA, 2231 nt
Organism: Oryza brachyantha (malo sina)
Lineage: Eukaryota; Viridiplantae; Streptophyta; Magnoliopsida; Poales; Poaceae
Product: dentin sialophosphoprotein-like
Exons: 4
Coding region: 395-1816 (473 amino acids)
Biological process (GO): regulation of asymmetric cell division
Source: RefSeq, a predicted model, not a curated record
AUCGAUCGAAUUUAUUGCACAGCACAGCUCUGCCCCCCUCAUACAUACCUUUUAUUUAAGUGUCCAUGCUUCCCUUCAGAUUUUUUUUCUCUCUUUCAGUUCCGAAUUCCUUGUUCGUUGGGGCUUCCUCUCUGUCUGUCUGUGAUCCCCUGCUUCUCUCAUAUACCUUGCCUUCCUCCUGGUUCUUGCAAACUCUGUCCUCUCGGCGUUUCUUUCGAUUCUGGAAGAGGAGUGAGGAGAAGAGAGUUAAUUUGCCGAGUUCAUCCAAACAAAAGAUGAUGAAUAAUUUAACGAGAGUGAUAUUUCGGAUUGAUUUAGCUGGAAAGCUACUUUUGCUCUGAAACUAGAAACGAAAGUACACGCGAGAAGUGAUUGGCUGGAAUUUGAUAGGAAAAUGGUAGAAGCCUCAAAACCAACACAAGAUAUGAUAGAAAUAACCGGACAUGUAGUACAUGAUGAUGUUUCUUAUGACAAGGAUGUUUUGGAGAUAAAAUUGCCAGAUACUGUUGUCACUUCUGAUUAUGGUGGCAACUUUGUCAAGGAUGUCUGCAUCGAUGAAGGAGUACUUCCUCAUCGGAAGAAACCAGAAGAAAAAAAGUUAGAUGAGAAGUCACCUCCAAAUUUUGAUUUCCUAAUGAUAGACGCAAAUUGUGAUCUAAGAUACGAGGGAAAAGGUGAUGGUAGAAAAUAUGCACAUGAAUUAAAACAGGAAACUGCUCUCCUACCUGUUGGGUUAGCUGCUGACGAUGACACGGAGAAACAAUGUGAUCUUGAAGGCAAGAAGAGUAAUGCAAGCUUUGCUAGUGAUAUCAGUGAGAAGAAGAUAAGUUUGCAAGAGUUACUUAAGCUUGAAAGCGCAGAAGAAUCGCAGGAAAGGCUUAAACUUCAAAGUGCAAAAGAAUCGAAGACCGAGCAUCAAAGCACAACCAUCGCUACGAUCGAUGAAAACCAUAUGCCCCCUGUUCAUGGAGAAGCUAUUGAACAGGUUUCCGUAAAUGACUCUCAUGAUGUUGCAACUGCAUCCGAUGAAUUUAUUGCUAGCGACGCAUCGAGUAAUGGUAACACCAAUGGUUCAUCAGCAACAAUAUCUGACAGACAUGAUGCAACUACAGAAUUAGAUAAACCCAUCUCCACUGUUGAGGUUACUCAGAGUUUAAGUGGCUCCAAAGAAUUUAACCAAGUUGGAACAGCAGAAGCCAGGCCUGAUCCUCUCACAUCAAGUAGUUCUUCAGAAGUCCAACCAUCUGAAAAGACUAACAAUCACUGCGAAAGCAUCACCAGCGAGCCGAUAGCCGAUGCACAGGAUGAAAAUGCAGUGGCCUCAUCCUCAUCACCUCAUGUUGCAGAGUCUAGUGAUGCAAACAGUCAGAACAACGAUAACAAUUCUGACAAUGAUGGCGCUACUGAUGCUUGUGAUUUCAACAAGAUAGAUGAAGAGAACUGCACAGACUCAACAAAUGAACGCAAAAUUAGCAAGAGUUCUACCGAUGCGCAAAAGGAGUCUGCGAAUGCAGGUGAACUAGAUGUGCCUGAUAAUAAUGCAAAGGGAAAAUGUCUGAUUGGAAAUGGGUAUCCUCUUGAGCAAUGUUCUUUUGGACCUAGCAUCAUGUGCAAUCCAGUAUCUACCUCUGGUUAUAUUGGCAACGUCUCCAUCCGAUCAGAUAGUAGCACCACAAGCACCCGGUCCUUCGCAUUUCCAGUGUUGCAGUGGGACUGGAGCAGCAGCCCGGUGAGGAUGGCGAAAGCCGAGCGGAGGCGAGCAAUGCGACACCGUGGCUGGAAGAAGGGCAAGAGCUUCCUCUGCUGGAAAUUCUGAGCUUGCUUGCGCUUCGCCCCCACACAUUCCUUCUUUCUCCUUCCCCCCCUCCUGAAGAAUCUGUAAUUCUGGUGUGAUGCUGAAAUUGGCCGAAAUCUAUUUGUAACCCUGUCAUUUGCCCACCGUAUAUGUAUAUCCUGCUUCUGUUUUUCGUUUGUUGGUACUGUAGCAGGUAAGAUGGUUUGUCGGAUUUGUCAAUGGCUUGUAAGUUGUAACUUGUACUGUGAGCGAGGAGAGAGGUGAAGAGCCGAAGAGGUGUAUAGAUAGUGUGUAGCCUAGCGGGUGAUGGAUCAUUGGAUUGAAUUGCUAUCUGUAAAAAAAAAAUUAGUUUAUGUUAACCUUUAUGGUUUGAUCUCGAGAAUGUUUUUUUUUCUUUCACACAGCUGAACUCUGAACUGACCUUGGUUUUUUGGCU